Messenger RNA from Eriocheir sinensis (Chinese mitten crab), 826 nucleotides. It is a transcript of the gene HSPC300, whose product is annotated as probable protein BRICK1-A. Bases 147 to 533 code for a protein of 128 amino acids. The record is from RefSeq and is a predicted model, not a curated record. The transcript is spliced from 3 exons. Lineage: Eukaryota; Metazoa; Arthropoda; Malacostraca; Decapoda; Varunidae. Gene Ontology annotation, biological process: actin filament organization; cell motility; regulation of actin polymerization or depolymerization. Gene Ontology annotation, cellular component: SCAR complex. Gene Ontology annotation, molecular function: protein-containing complex binding.
CAAACUCCACCUCGGGACGGUCCGCAUAAUCAACAAUCAAUACCACUCCAGUUCCCCCUCCCGGUCCUACACUCACCCCAAACACUCCAAACAAACCACACCACCCUUAAAUACCCCACAAAAGCAAGCAAAUAAGGGCAAAUAAGAUGGAUAGAGAGGAGUCCCUGGGCCGCAGUGCCGUAUGUAAACAACCUCAACCAGGCGGCCCCUCCCUUCCCUCCACGCCCUCCGCUAGGCACCAGGGUGACCCAUCCCUGCCGAGCCACCACAACCACCACCACCAGCUGCUAAAGAGUGCUGCCAAGAUGUCUGCGCGGAACCAAGUCAUCACACAGCAGAUCCAACAUGACUGGGCCAACCGCGAGUACAUUGAGGUUAUCACAAGCAACAUCAAGCGCAUCGGGGACUUCCUCAACAGCUUCGACAUGUCCUGCCGCAGCAAACUCAGUCAGCUCAACGAGAAGCUGACGAUGCUGGAGCGACGCAUUGAGUACCUCGAGGCUCGCGUCACCAAGGGGGAAACACUAAACUAGCGGAGGCGGCAGCACCAUAACACUUGCUACACCGAUGAAUUGCAGGAGAAUCGGAACACCACAUACAUUAAUUGCCACUUGAUUAUUAUUUCUUUACGUUAAAAUCUGAUGCCAUGCUCGAUGUUGGGCUGUACUGUUAGAUUAAUUUUUGAUGUUGUGUUGUUAGGUGCUGAACAGUAUUAUUUUAUAUGGUGAUAUUGUGUGGCUGCGUAAUGUUAGUGGUGUUCCCAUUCUCCUGAGAUAAUACUGUAUUCUGAUAAUUCUGAUAUUUUGAUAUAAAAGUAUGUAACAAG